This is a messenger RNA of Phytomonas sp. EM1, 618 nucleotides long. The record is from the annotation of a GenBank genome assembly. NCBI's taxonomy places the organism in Eukaryota, Euglenozoa, Kinetoplastea, Trypanosomatida, Trypanosomatidae.
AUGAGCGAUAGAUCUAUCAACGAAAGGGUGCGAAUGGAAUGGUUUCAAACCCCAGAAUGCGUCAAUCUCACUUUUUACGUCAAAGAUCGGUCGAGCGACGACGUAAGCGUCAUCCACCACGACCGUUGCCUUGAUGUGACGAUCAGGAUGGAUGGCCAUGACCAUGAGUAUGUCUUUUCUGUUGACCCUCUCUACGCACCCCUUUCCGAAGAUCCGGCGAAGGUGAACGUGCGACCGAUGAAAGUCGAGGUUUCGUUGAAGAAACUCGUUCCCCGCCAAUGGGCCACCCUGCAGGGGGUAGCGAACGCCGUGCAAACCGCCCCCGAGCCCCCGAAAUCCAAUUCCGCUGCGGAUCUCGUCUACCCGAACAGUCGCGGUAAAGACUGGAGCAAGGUGGCGCUGGACGUCGAGGAGGAUAAGCCAGAGGGCGAGGCCGCCCUGAAUAAGUUAUUCCAGCAAAUCUAUGGAAACGGCACGGAGGAGCAGCGGCGGGCGAUGAUUAAGUCCUUUACGGAGAGUGGCGGGACGGUGCUGUCGACGAACUGGGAUGAGGUGGGCGCGAAGAAGGUGGAGGCACAGCCGCCCGCCGGGAUGGAGGCCAAACGAAUCUCCGAUUGA